CUACUGGAAUGUGUCAGCUGGAUUGAGAAAGUCGAUGCAGCUCUUGUAUCACCGGAGAGACCGCAACUGGAAGAGCUCUGCGACCUGCAGUUACGCGGAGAUUCGGUGGCCGCCGCAGUUGCCUACACCAGGAACGCUCUCACCCUAGGCGACAACGAUUCGACCUCCGAUCUACCAGCUAAACCGGCACUUUACAGCGAGUCCAAAAGCCCUGUUCAUUCAGUGCUUGAUGCAGCUCUGUCGAAAACUAGUGCCCGGCUUCUCCACGUCAUUGGCCAGGCGCGGCUGCUUGAGGAAGCAGUCAAGAAGAUCAUUGAUGCUAAACCGGGAAGUUGUUCACUGAGCGACGCGGAAGCCCUCGUCAUGCAAACCAACCAACUCAAGGCUUCCUUCAGUCUUUCCAAAGUUCUGAGCGAUCUGUGCAAUCAGGCCCACAAAGUGCUCACACACUUCCAUUCUUUCGAACAGUUACUCCAACUUUCUUCUGAAAACACUACUCCAUUAUCAGGGUUUCCACCGGACUUUGUGCAGCAAACAAAACUCGGCACUGUUGAUUCUACACCGCGUGCCUGGCUGGACUUCUUUGAAGAGGUCUGUGAGGCUGCCAACAAGUUGCCCUUCAAAUUUCCCCCCGUUGACCACUUGAAACAGCUGGUAAGUGGUAUUCGAGGCCUUGACCUGCUGAUACAUCGCGACGCAAAGCUCCCCCGAAGUGGUCAACCACCGUAUGCCCAAGAUGACGAACAUGAUGUGGGCGCUGGUCGUGCUACCUCUUCAUCGGCUUCCGACUACUUGAACCCCGACGACCUCGGCUCCACAGCCUAUCUUGCCGCCUGUGCAGACAACGCAAAUGUAAGUUUUGCGUUUUUGAAAGCUCAUACCUUCAGAAUGUCAGUAGACCGUUUCUGUGUGCACAGAAUCGCUUUAACUCUUCAUUUAACAACUUUUUCUUAUAAAUUUGUGCUUGACAAAAAUGGUAGAUUCUUUAUCUGCUGCCAACCCUGA
Dibothriocephalus latus is the source of this 1005-nucleotide messenger RNA. NCBI's taxonomy places the organism in Eukaryota, Metazoa, Platyhelminthes, Cestoda, Diphyllobothriidea, Diphyllobothriidae. The record is from the annotation of a GenBank genome assembly.